Messenger RNA from Ostreococcus lucimarinus CCE9901, 1498 nucleotides. RefSeq lists its product with no specific name. Bases 23 to 1498 code for a protein of 491 amino acids. The transcript has a single exon. The record is from RefSeq and is a predicted model, not a curated record. NCBI's taxonomy places the organism in Eukaryota, Viridiplantae, Chlorophyta, Mamiellophyceae, Mamiellales, Bathycoccaceae.
CCGCCGCGCGGCGACCGAACCCAUGUCCGGCGCCCGCGCCGAGACGCCGCGCGAAGACGCCGCGCUGCUCGAGCGCGACGUCGAACGCGUCGUCGACGUCGAACGCGCGUCACUUGGCGCGCGCACGAGCGACGCGCGCGCGCGAACGCCGAGGGUGUUGGCGCUCGCGGUCGGACUCGGCGCGCUCGGUGCGCUCGGCGCGUGCGCGCUGGCGCGCGCGACGACGCCGAUCGCACCGCGCGAAACGCACGCGCUCGGCGUCUCGAACGCGGGAUGGCUGAACGUGCGCCGCGACGCGGUUCCUGACGCGGCGCGUUUGGGUGUUGACGCGACGACGACGAGCGAGGCGACGGAAACCGAUGAAUUCGACGUCGACGCGUGGUUGGCGAACCCUCGACCGGUGUACGAGAGCACGAGUUUCACGGUCGAGCGUUCGGCGAGCGCUUGGGCGCUGGUCGUGCGGGACGCGCGCGAGCUUUGGAAGAUUCCGGUGAAUAAACGCGGCGGCGGGUACCGGUUGGGCAACGUCGUCAAGCGGCGGGGGAAAGGGUGGUUGAACGCGCGAUCGGCGGUCGUGGAUCAGCCGGAGAUGUAUAAGGAUACGUUAGUGUAUUCGUUUUUAGAGGCUCGAACGGAGGGCGUGCGGGCGUUCGCGGCAACGGUGGCGGCGCGAGAGCGGAGCAAGCGAACGCUCUCGCGAUCGGCGCUGGCGGAGGUGCUUCCGCGAUCGAUCGUCAUGCCCAUGCGAUUGAGCGAUAAAGUGGCCUUCAUGGAAAGGAAUGAAAAGUUGAUCGUAGACGCCGCGCUGGAUUUUCGGCGAUCACGAUGCCCAGAGGCGUGCAAUCAAUUCGUGGUGUCGCUGUCUCUCGUCUGGGGUGGCGACGAAGACGGGAAAUUCUUGUACGACGACGACGAGUACAAGGAGUCGAUUCGCGUGUUGCGUUCGCUAUUUGCGUACGCUAAGGAAAAUUUUCCACCCGGUUUCGAGCUCUCGAUCGCGGUGACGUCGGACGCGGACGACGCUAUGACGAUGUACGCGUAUGCGCCGCAUUUGAUGGCCAAUCCGAUCGACUCCGCGAGCACCAUCAUCGAGCUGGCGCACGAGGUCAACGCUCUUAUCACCCGCGACGGAGGUGAACAAACGUUAUUAAACUAUUACGACGGUCAGUUGGCUCGCCGACGAAAGGAUAUCGUCGCGAUGGAGCGUUAUCGCGCGCGCCUGCACGAUUUCCGCGACGCCAUCGAGCGAGCGCGUCUCACCGCGGAGACGUCUGAGCGCGCUCGCACCGCCGUCUUCGCCCCGAACUGGUUCGACAUACUUCGCAGACGCAUGCAAUGGCCCGAAGACGUCGACAUGGACGCCCUCGAUGGCGUGGAUGAGGCUCUCUUUUCCGAAGUCCUCUUCGGCGUCAGCGAGCCGUCCGUCUCGAUCGGUCGUCGUCCGUCAAAAGUCAUAGUUCUAGCCCACGAUGACGUCCUGGAGCGUCGUUCGUCUUAA